CAACAGCAGAAAAAAGAAAAUCACUGAUUACUACCAUCAUGACGCUAUAAAAAGGAACUGAAAGAAUUCUCUUAUUGAACCACCUUUCUUAUUUUUUACAACCACUUUUUCUUGUUUUUCUUUUUUUUUUAAAAAAAAAAAAAAAACCACAUACACACACAUAUAUAUAUAUAAACAAUGGUAUUUCGUACUGAAAGAAAUAGCAGCGAAGACUCAACUUCUUCUACUGAACAACAUGAUCCUCGACUCACUGUCAAAAAAUUCACAAGAAGAGAUAUCUUGAUCUGUGCAUCACAUGGGUAUAUUUAUGCCAUUCAUAAAGCAGAUGGAAGUCGACUUUGGAAAACGAGUUUUAAAUCAGGCAGUGGCAUCAUUUCUCUAUUUGUCAGAGAUAACGAUCGCUUGAUUGCAGGCGCAUUUGGCAGAACCACUUGCCUAAAUUUAUUAAAUGGUGGCAUCGUCUGGGAAACCAAAUUGGCAGGAAUGGGAUCUGAAGAGGUGUCGGUUGUUUCCACACCCAGUAGAGUGUUAAGGCCCCACCCCGAUCACAUCAUGGAAUUACCACCUCACUAUAAUGAACAAAGUGUACCACCAGAUUAUCAUGAUAAUGUCGUACCAGAAUCUGCAGUCAUUAUUGCCUGCUCCAGGGGGAAAGCCAUGGGAUUAGACGCGGAUUCAGGCGAAACCUUAUGGACUUACAAUUGCCCUGGUGGUGGGUUCAAUAUUCCCGUCGUUAUUGUGGAGCCACCGAGUAAAGAAUCUGAUCAAGUUGUUUAUAUUGGUGCUGCGAAAUGGGUGUAUUGCCUAAAUGGUAGAACGGGUGCACUCAUUUGGUCAACCAAAGUGGCAACUACUUUAUUUGGGUCGGAUUAUAUGUCUUUAGCUACUGGUUGGAGCUCACGGCUAGCAGCUGAAUCUUAUUCGGCAUUCAAUCAAAACCCUUCUUUGCAAUGUUUGGAGCUUGAACGGGAUAGGAAUAGGGUGAAUACUUCUCAAUCCUUCAAACGACUUGGAAAAACUGCUGCGCGCUAAACACGUGACCCGUUUACAUAAUAAAGAAGUAAUUGAUGUGAAUUUUUUAUGUAAAUAGUACAAAAGACGGAUUCGAUAUAAAGGCCACUUAAACAAUUA
Mucor mucedo is the source of this 1131-nucleotide messenger RNA. RefSeq names its product quinon protein alcohol dehydrogenase-like superfamily. Bases 178 to 1032 code for a protein of 284 amino acids. Gene Ontology annotation, molecular function: protein binding. NCBI's taxonomy places the organism in Eukaryota, Fungi, Mucoromycota, Mucoromycetes, Mucorales, Mucoraceae. The record is from RefSeq and is a predicted model, not a curated record. The transcript is spliced from 2 exons.